This is a messenger RNA of Plasmodium fragile, 1413 nucleotides long. RefSeq lists its product as uncharacterized. The transcript is spliced from 4 exons. The record is from RefSeq and is a predicted model, not a curated record. Gene Ontology annotation, molecular function: protein disulfide isomerase activity. Lineage: Eukaryota; Apicomplexa; Aconoidasida; Haemosporida; Plasmodiidae. Gene Ontology annotation, cellular component: endoplasmic reticulum. Bases 1 to 1413 code for a protein of 470 amino acids. Gene Ontology annotation, biological process: protein folding; response to endoplasmic reticulum stress.
AUGAAAAUAAUCAAGCUACUACUAUGCAUCCUAAUCAUAAUCAACACAUGUAAAACGAGCCACGAUGGAGAGCAGGAAAGCAGAAUAAUAUCCAGUUCGCUACUCGAAAAUGUACAGACCAUUUCGAAUCUUUUAAAAUAUGAUGGCAAUGUAAAGGUAGCCAAAAUGAACGCUGCUGUGUAUAAUACUGUAAUUGACAAACUUUCUGUUUAUAGUUACCCUGCCCUUUUUAUGUUAAAAAAAAAUGAGAAACAUCAGUACAAAGGAGUGAACCAUAUUAAAAGCAUAAUACAUUGGAUAUAUGAAUACCUUGGUGAGAGUGUAUACUCGAUUGAAAAUAAAAAUAAAUUACACACGUUCCUUCAACUGGAUGAGUAUAAUAAUUCAAUUUUAUUCUUUAUCAACAGAAAUGAGAAGGACACCCGUUUGCUAAAAGAGCUAGUACACAUAUAUACCCUAAUAGGGAAUACGUUCUGCUUCUCCAUUACUGACCCUAGUAUUAUCUCAUACUUUGAAAAUCAAGUGAUGCAAGAAAAAUAUCAUUUUAAUUUAGAAGACUUAAAAGGCAAAGACAUGUAUGGAGUUUUAUUCAAAAAUGAUGAUGUUGAUCAAUACUUUUAUUUGAUUGAUGAUAGUGUGGGCAAUUUGUACAAUCCUCAAUACUCCGUGCAGGAAAAACAACAGGAACUAACAAAAUGGUUACAGGAAAAAACCGAACCCUUGGUUAUUAAAUUCUGUGAAGAUUAUUUUCCCCUUUUUUUUUCAAAUGAUACGGUUACUUUUUUUAUCCUACACAACGAUAUAAAUGACCUCAACAAGUCAGAUAUUAUAAAGUGUGCGAAGAAGUACCCCAAUAUCACCUUUUCUGUGUCGGGGAAUAAGGAUGUGAACGAGAGGAGGCUCCUCAACGAGUUACUCAUCGAGCGGGUCCAAAAGCCGGUCAUGCGAAUCACCGAGUUCAAGAAUCACAUCACCGUUCCGUACAAGUACAAGCCCAUCAGCGACGACAUAGACAUAAAUGAGCAGAGCAUGGAUCAGUUCAUCCAAGGCUACCUCAACGAGAAGAAGCACUUUUACCGAAAGAGUGAGAGAGCGCUUCCCGACGAAUUCAACCACGGAUACAUAAAAAUAAUCGUUGCUGCCACCUACAACGAAUACGUGUUUGACAGCACCAAGCACGUUGUGGUGCUUUACUACGCGCCCUGGUGCGGCCAUUGCUACAAAUUCGAGCCUGUGUAUAGGGAAAUCGGAAAGAGACUCAAGAUAUACAGAAAACAAUUCAAGGACUAUAAGAACGACGUGGUCAUUAGCAAAAUCGACGCUGUCAACAACGAGAUAUACGACGUGCCCAUCGAAGGAUACCCCACCAUUUACCUAUACACGAAAGAGAACAAGAAGGCGCCCAUCAAAUAA